GGUAAACACACGGGGUUGUGCGGCUUGUACCUAAAACCCUAGUAGAAAACCUCUAAGCUCAAAAACCUGUAAAACCCUAACAAGUCUAGUCCCUGUAGCGUUUGUUUUUGGGAUUUGGAAAGCAUUGAAAAGGGACAAAAAAAGGUAUAGAGUCUGAAAGCGAAGCUCGUCUCUGCCAUCAAUCAGUCAAAUGGUGUUCUCGGCUAUCUUCCGGAGAGCCGCUUCAUCAGUAGCGCCUCUUGCAGUCCGUGCCGUCGCCGGGACUCAGAGGGCACAUCAUGCUAUCCUAUUAACUUCCUUGAAGACCAGCUCUGUCUCACAGGAGCUCUGUCGAAGGACAUUUCUUCCAACCCUCUUUAAUUUCUCUUCGGUCGCUAAGAGGUCCAGUUCUGACGACAGUCUAGUUCGAGCAAUCGAAUCGGAGAUUAAAUGUGCUGAGGAAUCCGACGAUCACAAUCGGGUUGACGAGAUUCCUGGUGGGUUCCCUUUUGAAAUCCAAGACAACCCAGGACAGCAAACCGUAUCAUUAAGAAGAGAAUACCAGGGUGAAAUCAUCAAAGUUGAAGUUCACAUGCCUGAUCUUGUUACUGGUGAUGUUGGCAAUGAAAAUGACGACGACGACGAUGAUAGCGAGAGAAGUAACCAAUCUAGCAUCCCACUGGUUGUAAGUGUUUCCAAAGGAGGUAACCUCUGUUUGGAGUUUGGUUGCACUGCUUACCCGGAUGAGAUGACAAUCGACAGCUUGUCUGUUAAGGAACCAGAAGCUUCUGAAGAUCAGAUUGCCUAUGAGGGGCCAGACUUCAUGGAUUUGGAUGAGAACCUGCAAAAGGCUUUCCACAAGUAUUUGGAGAUCAGAGGGAUAAAACCCAGCACUACUAACUUCUUGCAUGAGUAUAUGAUCAACAAAGAUAGCAGAGAGUACUUCUUGUGGUUAAAGAACCUGAAGAAGUUCGUUGAGAAGUAGACAUUUACUGAGUUACUGUCAGUGAAAUUGAGGGGUCGGAUGCUUUUGUUUUGUACCUUUUCUUUUUUCUGUUUGAACUUUGAUGAUAAGAAUCACCGAUCCAGUCAUUUACUCAUAGUUAUACUCAUUGCACAAGCUCUAGUUGGGGAGUCAUAUCCCAAAAUGAUUUAGGAGAGUGGAUCUUCAAUUGUUACUCGAAUCUCUAGCACAUAGCUUAUCAAUGACACUUUAUGAGUUGAAGGAACAUGAACAAAUUUUGAAUUUAAUCAGUUUGAUUGCUGUGGAUGUGAAA
Molecule: messenger RNA, 1256 nt
Organism: Macadamia integrifolia
Lineage: Eukaryota; Viridiplantae; Streptophyta; Magnoliopsida; Proteales; Proteaceae
Exons: 3
Coding region: 191-964 (257 amino acids)
Cellular component (GO): mitochondrial matrix
Source: RefSeq, a predicted model, not a curated record